Messenger RNA from Penaeus indicus, 2555 nucleotides. RefSeq names its product facilitated trehalose transporter Tret1-2 homolog. Lineage: Eukaryota; Metazoa; Arthropoda; Malacostraca; Decapoda; Penaeidae. Gene Ontology annotation, cellular component: membrane. Bases 520 to 2268 code for a protein of 582 amino acids. Gene Ontology annotation, molecular function: transmembrane transporter activity. The transcript is spliced from 9 exons. The record is from RefSeq and is a predicted model, not a curated record. Gene Ontology annotation, biological process: transmembrane transport.
AGGGAGGGUUAUGUCGUUAUGCAAGAGUUUGGUGAUUUGUGAGAGGAGGGAGAUAACACUUGAUAUUUCGCCACGGGGGUCAGGCGAGAUACGAGAUUGCAGUUUAUGUAAUUGUUUAAUUAGAUAACAAGGCUUCGUCAACGCUGCAGAUGUGUUGUGCUGUGCAGGGGAUGACACUUGGGGAUCGGAGGGUGUGACUGCACGUCUUAAGGAAGUUUAUGUGCGUUACUAAAGUGAUUUUCAAAUCUGAUGUGUUUUGCAGGCAUGUAUAUAAAAGAUAGAACAUGCGAGGAGAAAUUGUGUAUUGCUACUUUUGGUGAUAUUUGAUGGCAUACCAAGGAAAUCUAUGUAUGAAUCUUGAAUGAAAAUAGCCCAAAGAGUUACAUAUAUAGAAACAUCAUGAUAGACAUGUAGAAAUUGUACAGUUAUAGAUAGGACAUGCAAGUCAACAAAUAGGAAAGGCACAUAUACUUGCUUAAAUAAGGAAGUGUCUUGGUUGUGUACCAACACUGAGGCAAAAUGAUGACCGAAGAGGAUCGCCUGGAUGAGGCAGAGGUGACAGUGGUUCUGCCUGACAGAACUGUACCUGUAGAAAACCAUGCACUCGGUAAUGAGUCUCCAACUCUCCAGGGAAGCUUGUCUCAUAAGUUUGAGCUCUUUGCAGCAUGUGUGAUGGGACUAAGCACACUAUCAGGAGGCUUUCUGGAAGGCUACACAUCCCCAGCUAUCCCAACAUUGCUCCAGAACAGUACCUUUGCCGAGACUGGCUUCACAGACAACACAGAGGAUGAGACGUCGGAACUGACCACAAUUCUGCCAGACGUGGAGAGCACAACUAUUGCAGAUUGGGUCGAGGAAAACACGACACUGGUUAAGCGAGAUGUGAUGGAUGCCAACUCCACUCUGAUGCCUGAUGUUGAAGUGGAAGUCAAAAAACUUUUCACAGAGCUUCAUUUAACUGAGGAGGAAGCAUCAUGGUUAGGAUCCCUACUAUUACUUGGAGCCUGUUUGGGUGCUCUAGUGUCAUCGUGGGUCAUUGGCCUUGGCAGGAGACGAGCCGUUUGCGCCUCCGCCUUGCCGAGAUUCGUUGGGUGGAUAAUGAUCAGUGCUGCUUCAGACGUGUACAUGAUGUAUGGUGGAAGAUUCUUAACAGGAGUAUCCAUUGGCAUAGUGACCUCAGCAGUUCCUGUCUACAUCAGCGAGGUGGCCCAUUCGUCUGUUCGGGGAGCUCUCAGUUGUAUAGUGCAAAUUGGUGUAAAUGUUGGAAUAUUCACUGCAGCUUUUCUAGGAACAUUCAUGGGGUGGCGAGGUCUUGCGGUGUUCGGUGCGGUCACUGUGGUGAUAUACUUUGGGUUCACUCUCUUCAUUCCGGACUCUCCAGUCUGGUUGAUAAUGUGUGGCCGCGAUGAUGAUGCAAGGCAGUCCUUGAGAAAGCUGAGGGGGAGAAAGUACUGUGUGGAAUAUGAGCUCCAGCAGAUUAUUUCUGCAAAAGCUAACCAAUAUAACCAAUACUCAUGGAGAGAAGUUGUGACACAGAGAUCAUGUGUGUUGCCACUAGCAGUUGUGGGAUUAGUCACAGUUGUAAACAGGUGCUCAGGCUAUAACGCCAUCAUCACAUACUGUGCCACUUUCCUCCAUCAGGCAGUCCCAGCUGUUAGUGAAUACUGGGCUGCUGCAGUUGUUACCCUAAUGCAGGUUGUGUCAACCCUCGGCGCUGCUGUGCUGGUGGACCGGCUCGGACGCAGAAAGCUGUUGCUGGGGUCCAUAUUAGCCAUGGCCAUAGCUUUAGCGACUAUUGCUAUCUGUGAAAUAGCAACCACUCAUGGGGCAGGUAACAGUUGGGUGGCUGUCCUUGCAACAAUCUUCUAUGUGAGUGCCUAUUCCAUUGGUGUUGGUCCCAUCACCUGGGUGUUAGUCGGAGAACUGUUCCCACAAGCUGCAAGGGACAAAGCCUCUGCCAUUAUUGCUGUUCUUAACUGGUUUUUAGCCUUCAUCAUUACCAAGACGUAUUUCAGGUUGGAAGCUGUGACUGGGAUUGCCGGCACCUGUUUAGUGUAUAGUAGUGUCUGUGUUGUGGGAUUGGUUCUCUGCUACUUAGUUGUCCCGGAAACCAAGGAAAGGACACUGGGUGAGAUCGAGGCCUAUUUCACGUACAGCAAAUUGUCCUGGAAGUCGAACAAAAAUAGGCGUGACGUUGCCCUCUCGAGCAUCCUGGAGCAAGAAGGAGGCAUUGUUGAUACUUACAGCACCUUUGAGAAUGUUGAUUAAUGGUUGAGUAUGAGAGUUGAAGUAGAUUAGAUAUGUCAUAUUGAGUUGAUUUUUGAUCUCUUUACAGUUCUGUGCAAUAAUUGGUUGAGUAACUCCGAAAGGUUUAGUUUUAGAAUAAUAAUUGAUCCUUUCUCAGUAUUUGUAGAUGCAUAAUUCACUUCCACAGCUCAGCAAGUAAUGUUAAGACAAGAAUUUUAAUAUGCAAAAAGUGUGAAGUUAAUUAUACUCAAACAUAUAUCACAAAAAUUAUAAAGGUGUGAAUGACGGGAUAUAGACCAUAUUUAGCC